Molecule: messenger RNA, 552 nt
Organism: Cryphonectria parasitica EP155
Lineage: Eukaryota; Fungi; Ascomycota; Sordariomycetes; Diaporthales; Cryphonectriaceae
Exons: 6
Coding region: 1-552 (183 amino acids)
Source: RefSeq, a predicted model, not a curated record
AUGUUGCAUACCUUGUGGUCUUUCUUCUUCUUUUUCUUCUUCCUCCUCCUCCUUAUUUGGGGCGGGUGGGCCGAGAAGUCUUCUCCGUGGGGCUGCCCUCCUUCCCCAUUUCUUGGCAGAGAAUUGCAGCACGCACUCGUUGAGAGGGUGACACGAAGUGUGCAACCAUCUCGGCUGGUCACAGCAAUCGGAGUCUCAACGGCGCACGACAUGGGUGUCUAUAGCUUGUUCGCCCUUUCCAAAUGCUAUGGUCAGAUGUAUGCCCACGAGGUUAAUGCCUCCGCGGCAGCCCUGAGGUGGGGAGUGACGUGCUGUUGUAUAUACCUGAUUAUUGGGGUCAAUCGCCAGUUCGGUCGCCAGAACGGGUCCCCGGUCCAGCCCGCAUCAAGGUUGUCUAGCCGUUGCCGAAGAGGUGUUGGGUGGUGGGGGUUUGCAAAGAGUGCGACGCCUUUGAUGCAGGCCAUCUCCCUAUCCGAUACGAUGCGGCACCAGGCGCGCAAGCCCCGCGGCCAGGUCGACCGAACAUGGAGACUCCUCUCGGUCGAAGCCUGA